CAGCACCAGCGACCGCCGCCGACAUCCCUACACGCCUGCACGAUUAGAGACACCAAACUAGAAGAGAUGAGAACAGCCUGUGUUAUAUUAAUGAGAGAGACCCCAGAGAGAUGUGUGAACUGAAGCCCAGAGAGGUGAAGUGACUUGUUGACCACCACAUGGUGUGGCUGAGCCGGAAUUUGGAUCCACGCCUUAGUACAAAUCCAGGGCUUUCUCCAUCAGACCCUGUUGCCUCUUCACUGGCAGAUAAAGCUUUCGAUCAGUGACUGAUGAGAAUUAAAGGCCAUGGAUGAAGAUGGACUUGAAUUGCAGCCACAAGAGCCAAACUCGUUUUUUGAUGCAACAGGGGCUGAUGCUACACACAUGGAUGGUGAUCAAAUUGUUGUGGAAGUACAAGAAACUGUUUUUGUUUCAGAUGUGGUGGAUUCAGACAUAACUGUGCAUAACUUUGUCCCUGAUGAUCCAGACUCUGUAGUAAUCCAAGAUGUUAUUGAGGACGUUGUUAUAGAGGACGUUCAGUGCCCAGAUAUCAUGGAAGAAGCAGAUGUGUCUGAAACAGUCAUUAUUCCUGAGCAAGUGCUGGACACAGAUGUAACUGAAGAAGUCUCAUUAGCACAUUGCACUGUGCCUGAUGAUGUUUUAGCCUCUGACAUAACUACAGCUACUAUGUCCAUACCAGAACACGUAUUGACAAGUGACUCUAUGCAUGUACCUGAUGUUGGACAUGUGGAACAUGUUGUUCAUGACAAUGUUGUAGAAGCAGAAAUUGUCACAGAUCCUCUGACAACUGAUGUAGUUUCAGAAGAAGUAUUGGUAGCAGACUGUGCCUCAGAAGCUGUUAUAGAUGCCAAUGGAAUCCCUGUGGAACAACAAGAUGAUGAUAAAAGCAACUGUGAGGAUUACCUUAUGAUUUCCUUGGAUGAUGCUGGGAAGAUAGAACAUGAUGUCUCUUCUGAAAUCACCAUGGAUGCUGAAUCUGAAAUUGACCCAUGUAAAGUAGAUGGCACUUGCCCUGAAGUCAUCAAAGUUUAUAUUUUUAAGGCUGAUCCUGGAGAAGAUGAUUUAGGUGGUACAGUGGAUAUUGUGGAGAGUGAACCUGAGAAUGAUCAUGGAGUUGGACUACUUGAUCAGAGUAGCAGUAUUCGUGUUCCAAGGGAAAAGAUGGUUUACAUGACUGUAAAUGACUCUCAGCAAGAAGAUGAAGAUUUAAAUGUUGCAGAAAUCGCUGAUGAAGUUUAUAUGGAAGUGAUUGUUGGGGAGGAAGAUGCAGCAGUGGCACAUGAACAACAAAUUGAUGACACUGAAAUAAAAACUUUCAUGCCAAUAGCUUGGGCAGCAGCCUAUGGUAAUAAUACUGAUGGAAUUGAAAACCGGAAUGGCACUGCAAGUGCCCUCUUGCACAUAGAUGAGUCUGCUGGACUUGGCAGACUGGCAAAACAAAAACCAAAGAAGAGGAGAAGACCUGAUUCCAGGCAGUACCAAACAGCAAUAAUUAUUGGCCCUGAUGGUCAUCCAUUGACUGUCUAUCCUUGCAUGAUUUGUGGAAAGAAGUUUAAAUCUAGAGGAUUCUUGAAGAGGCAUAUGAAAAACCAUCCAGAGCACCUUACCAAGAAAAAAUAUCGAUGCACAGACUGUGAUUACACUACUAAUAAAAAAAUUAGUUUACACAACCACCUGGAGAGCCACAAGCUGACCAACAAAACCGAAAAGGCAAUUGAAUGCGAUGAAUGUGGGAAACAUUUCUCUCAUGCUGGAGCUUUGUUUACUCACAAAAUGGUGCAUAAGGAAAAAGGAGCCAACAAAAUGCACAAGUGUAAAUUUUGCGAUUAUGAGACAGCUGAACAAGGGUUAUUGAACCGCCAUCUUCUGGCUGUCCACAGCAAGAACUUUCCUCAUAUUUGUGUGGAAUGUGGCAAAGGUUUCCGUCACCCGUCUGAGCUCAAGAAACACAUGCGUAUCCAUACUGGUGAGAAGCCAUACCAAUGCCAGUACUGCGAAUAUAGGUCUGCUGACUCUUCUAACUUGAAAACUCAUGUAAAGACUAAACAUAGUAAAGAGAUGCCAUUCAAGUGUGAGAUUUGUCUUCUGACUUUCUCAGAUACCAAAGAGGUGCAGCAGCAUGCCCUUAUCCACCAAGAAAGCAAAACACAUCAGUGUUUGCAUUGUGAUCACAAGAGCUCGAACUCAAGUGAUUUGAAACGACACAUAAUUUCAGUUCACACAAAAGACUACCCCCACAAGUGUGACAUGUGUGAUAAAGGCUUCCAUCGGCCUUCAGAACUCAAGAAACAUGUGGCUGCCCACAAGGGUAAAAAAAUGCACCAGUGUAGACAUUGUGACUUUAAGAUUGCAGAUCCAUUUGUGCUAAGUCGCCACAUUCUCUCUGUUCACACAAAGGAUCUUCCGUUUAGGUGUAAGAGAUGUAGGAAGGGGUUCAGGCAGCAAAAUGAGCUCAAAAAACAUAUGAAGACGCAUAGCGGCAGGAAAGUUUACCAGUGUGAGUACUGUGAGUAUAGCACUACAGAUGCCUCAGGCUUUAAGCGGCAUGUUAUUUCCAUUCAUACAAAAGACUAUCCCCAUCGGUGUGAGUAUUGCAAGAAAGGGUUUCGAAGACCCUCAGAAAAGAACCAGCACAUCAUGCGACAUCAUAAAGAUGUUGGACUGCCAUAAAAAUUAUUUCGCUGACUUCUGUGGAGUGGAAUUGUAAAGAAUAUUGGCCUUGAGACAGUCAAUUCAUUUUAAAGCCAAUCAGUUGUGAUUACAAAAAAAUACUGUGCAUUGAUUUAUGCUGUAUACAAAUAGGAUUAUUGCUUCUAGUUGGAUUUUUUUUUUUUGUUUUUUUGGUUUUUUGUUUUUUUUUUUUUUUUACAUUUUGUUAAAUAGCGUGUUCUGGAUUCUAUUCAGUUUGUUUAAUAAAUGAGGAAAAGAUGGCAACAAUAAAGUUGCAUUUAAUAAAGUAAUCCCUGCCUCUAUACUGAAUCUUUCAGUCCUAGUAGUUUUUAUAUUUAUUUAAAUAUUACCUUGCUUACCUUGCUUACCUUCUUGGUACUCACCUAAUACCAUUUAACUAAAGAUAAUUUAAGAUUGGUAACUUGCAAAGUGUUCAUGUUGACUCAUUUGUGUCACAAAUUUUAAAGGUAAUUUGCAUUUUCUCAUGAUGAAAUUGUCAUACAUCUAAUAUAUAUAUAUACAUAUAUAAAUAUAUAUGGGAGAUUUUAUUGUCAGAUCUAGCUGUCAUAAUACGGAACUCAUUUAACUGUCUUGUUUACUAUCUUAAGAUCAUGUGACAACAGAACUUUACAUUUAAGCUUUUAAGUCUAACAUUACUGAAUGAAAAAGCUGUGGUUUUUAAAUUCAUUUUUAGCAGAAAAAUUGUUUGGGUCUUUUUUGGAGUAUUUACAUCUUUUGUCAGCACAACAAACUUUUAAAAAGACAUACUGAAGAUUUUUGCUUAUUACUAUUGUGUCUGCUAUUCCAUCUGUGCAUUUUUGUCUUGGAAUGGUUGUGUACUACAAAUGAAACAGUACUGACAAUGAAUUUUGGAAUUUGAGAGAGAUCAUUCCUAUGGCUCAUAGAGUAGUUUGCAACUUUGUAUGUAAGUGUACCUCAAAUUUUAUGUAUACAUAUAUCUCUGUGUAUUACUUAUUUUACACAUUUAUACACGCGUCCUAAGACAAUGGCUGAGUUAAAAAUUUCAAACUAAAAAGGACUUAAUUUACAAUAAUUUGUGAAAAAUUCAGGGAUGUACUUGAUAGACCAUUUUGUAAAACAUACUAUUUAGAGAAGAGACCUCAGGUAAAGAAGUAGAAAGAAAAUAACGUAUGUAGUAUUUUUAAAAGAAUAAAGGUAUUUUCAUUAAAAUAUCUUUAAUAAUUGAGAAAUAGAAAUGAUACAUUUCUAAAUAGAAUGUUUUUCAUGAUAUUUCAGCUUCAUAUUAUUCCAGAAAAGUGAUUAUUAUCCAUACACAACUAAAUUCAGUUCUGUGAUACAAGCAGCUUGAGAGAACAGUAUAUAUCUCUCUCACCAAGCUAAGAGUAUGAAGGAUGUGAAGAAGGAGCUAUAGAUCUCUAUAAAUGAGUACUGAUUAUAUAUAGAUGUAGCAAGUUUCAGUUAUUAUACCUUAAACAACUGCAGUGAGUGAAAAUGUAAAUGGUUCAACACCUUAGUCAGCACUGAUUUAAAGAUUACAGCAUUCUUAAGUAUGCAGAAAGAAGAGCUAAGGCUUUGUAUCGAUUAGCAAGUCUUUCAUUGUUUUGUCUUUCUUUGCAGUUGAAUUUUUUAAACCAGUCUAAAUCAAUCUAAAUAAGCAAGGGUAUAAUAGAUAGUAGAUUCCAGACAUUCUUAACCUAAAUUUGCUUGAAGUUAAUAUGGAUUUUGAGGUGGGGGAGGGAAAUACAUAUAAGUACCCAGAAAUGGCUACUGCCACUUAAUUCAAUUCCCUUCUGUUUCUGGCAUUUUUUUGGAAGUUUCAAAUGCCUCUUCCCAUCACCUUGCCUGCCACACUCUCAAGUCUGAUACCAGUGCUGCCUGUUACUGUCAUGCUUCUCUGUCCUACCUUUGCUUUCUGAUUUUCAUCUUUCAUCAUCUUUCCUUUUAGCCCCAGUAUUUGGAUUCAGAAUUGUAUAGAAUACUACAUUUUUUUUUCAAAGUAUUUGACAAAUCCCCAGGGUAUUAGAUUUAUUUAGUUUUAAGUUAAGUGCUUCAGGCUGCUAUGAAGUUGGUGGUAAUCAAAGCUAAGAUGUGUUUUCUGGUACUUCAAUGUCCUUCAUACUACAUUACCCCACAUAAUACAUUUCAUUGGUCACAUAUGGUUGUGCAGUCCAUCGAUAUCUAGUAUUGUCCUUGAAAACUAAAUGUUAGUAUUUUCAUCACAGUCUUUUUUUUUUUAAGUCUCCCCUGUUAAUCUUGAUUUUCUUUUAAACAGUGUAAAAGAACUGAAAAAACAUGCUGUAAAAAUGAAAUUAGUACAAAAGUAGCCAUUUUAACUAUAUUUUUUUAAAUAAACUGAAAGAUAAAGAACACAACACUUUACACACUUUGUAUUUCUCUUACAUAGUCUGGAAUCAUACACAAUUUUUUUUUAAAGCACAAUAUUGAAACCUUUAAAAGGUAAUUAAGGGUUUGGUCAAGUGGAUUUUGUAAAAUGUAUUCGUCUGUAUAAAGAGAAAAUGGAAUUGUAGUUAUUGUUAUGUACUGACAUUAGUUACAGGAUAGUUUUAAUUCUUAAAACAAUUUGCGUAGCAAAUGCUAUGAAAUGGAUGUUUCAGUUAAAUGUUUUAAAGAGGUACAGAUUUUUACAAGGACAUAAUAUAAGUUAUUGUUCUGUAGAAAUAUCCUAUUAAAUAUUGUAUGUCCCUCCCUCUGUAUACUUUGUAAAAAAGUAAAAUACAUAAAAAGAAAAUCAUAUAGGGAAGUGUGACAUUAUUGUAAUUGUGUACUUGAGAAUAACGUGCAAAAAUAAAAAUCAGAAUAUUUUCCUGUUAAUGAAUGUUUAGUCUAUUUGAUACCAGUACUAAGUUAAUGCUUUUUCUUAAGAAAAAUGUACAGUUUUUGUAAACCUAAUAAACAAAAUACAGUGGAUUAUUUUCAUUUCCCCAUUUCUUAACUCAUUUUGUGCAGUACUGGAAUGCAAAAUGUCAUUGCUUUGAAUUUUUGACACAAAUGCAUAUAUUGAGAAUCCUUUAGUUCUGUGAUUUUGCAAGUAAUAUUUUAUAAAAUUUUAGGUAACUGGUGACAUCUUUAAUGAGUAUGUCCUUGAAAUUCAUUUGUGGGUUUUUUGUUUCUUUAGCAGCCAUUGAGAGGAAAAGAUAAAGAGAAAAAAAAUAUUGUAUAGACUAGUGCCACAAUGUCCAUAAAGCUGUUUUUGAGAGGAUUUAGAAUUUUUUUUUGCCAUAAAUCCACAACACAUUAAAUCAGUGUUUAAUUUCAUGAGCCUUCAUUAUGUCCAUGACAGAAAAACAUUCCACAUGUUUUUCACUCUUUCAGAUAGAGGACUGACUGAUCUUGUCAAGUUUGAAGUUAGCUAGCAGGAGUCCAAAUAGCAGCACUGACAAGACAGGAAUAAAGUGACAGAAUAACUAAUAUUCGAUGACUAGUUUAGUAAAUAAGUGUAAUCAUUUCUCAAUGUAAAGUAGUAAUUAAACCUUGCUUAUCUGAUGCAUUAUCUGAUUAGGGAGAAAAUAAUUCUUCAAUGAAAAAAGCCUACUUAGUAAUUAAGACUACCAUCUGAAACAGUUAAAUGGAACAAAAUAUAGUAAUUGUUAACUUAUUUGAAGUUGUGAAUCAAAUAUAAAAACCAUAGCAAUCCAGGAUUCAGCUAACUAAUUUUAAUAAGACAGGUAAUAAAUAGAUCUAGCCAUCUCUUGAGUCUGUACAUUGACUUUCUCUCUUUAUCCUUUGGGUAUCAUUAACAGCUGUUAUUCCCCCCCCCCUUAAUUUUGAAAGGAAAAGCUACAAUAAAGCACUCGCAGAAAAUUAGGAUCAUUAGUCUGACAUUUCAUUAUAUGGGACAUAGAAGGGAAAGUAUUACAAAACAUCAGAAUGAAGAAGUGGAGGUGAAACAUACUUGCGAAGUUUGAACCUCAUGCUUACCUUGUAUGAUUUGGAUGAUAAAAGUCCAAUGAGAUGUCCGUCAAAGGGUUAACAUCUCUUCCAUUUCAUAAAUUUUACAUAGCCUCCGAUGUUACAUUCCUUAAAGGGUAUAGACAAAGUUUUUGUGUUUUAUUUUUUUACUACCAUAGGGGUAUUUAAAAGUUCUUAAAAAAAACAAAACAAACAAU
Vombatus ursinus (common wombat) is the source of this 6779-nucleotide messenger RNA. It is a transcript of the gene ZFX, whose product is annotated as zinc finger protein X-linked. The record is from RefSeq and is a predicted model, not a curated record. Bases 286 to 2670 code for a protein of 794 amino acids. Gene Ontology annotation, molecular function: metal ion binding; RNA polymerase II cis-regulatory region sequence-specific DNA binding; DNA-binding transcription factor activity, RNA polymerase II-specific. Lineage: Eukaryota; Metazoa; Chordata; Mammalia; Diprotodontia; Vombatidae. Gene Ontology annotation, biological process: regulation of DNA-templated transcription. The transcript is spliced from 10 exons. Gene Ontology annotation, cellular component: nucleus.